UCUCAGGUCUUGCUCAAGGUUAAGUUGCUACUAAGGAAUCAUUUCAGCCUAAGGAUGGCUAACGUUCCUCGGAUUCAUUUCCCCAAUCUUAUGGACUUUGUUGGUUGGCAUGGCACAUUUGUACUUGUUACUAUUGUUAUCUUCGAUCUGCUAUUGUCUUCUGUCGGCGCGGGUGACGGAUCUUGUCCUUGUACGGGAGGUGUUGCUUAUGGGACCGCCAUGCUAGGACUUCCAGCUGUCAGCAUCUUCCUUGUGGCGUUCUUUUCUUACUUUUAUCAACAUGACACCCAAUCACCAUGGAAGGACCUUAAAGCCUACUUCAAGUCUAAACAGCCAUGUUCUUACCCCCCGAGAAGCAGAAACUGGGAAAURCACUCGGGCGUUUUUCAUCAGUGCACCGAGUGCCAAGGAAGAUGRUAUAAAAUCAAGAUUACCAUAUCGUUCUUUGUCUCCUUCGUAUACCCGAUGCUCUGGCUCGCACUGGGGUUUCGUAAGUCGACGUAUUACGCAUGCGCGCGCGUAGGCCCCAACCCUCAUGGCAUCCUAUAUUAUUGUGACAACUUAAGCCCACCUGACUCGUAUGAAAAGAAUUACACUUUGGCUAUUUCCAAGUCUCUUCUUGUUGGCAACGUCUUGCUGGUUGUCGUGAUUGUUUUAGCAUCGGCACUCUUCAUUACUUAUCGCGUAAUAAAAAGUAAAAUAUUGGAGAGUGAUGACGUACAAAUCGAAGAUAACUACGAUCAAGAAAGGCCUCCGCAGGCUCCCAUUAACAACUUCGGCCAUAGCAACGAGGGAGUGGUCAUUCCUGGUUCUCAUGAUCAAAUGUCAAGUCCCAUCACGCGUUCCACCGAGGGACCAUCGCCUGCGUCCGGAAUGGGGUACGAGGGCUUUCGGGAAAGAACAGGGGAUAUGAGCCGCGGAAGAGCUUCAUCAAGAGAUGUGCAUGAGCCUUUGAUUAAAGUCGAGGACUAGAACAAGACAUCUAAGGCAUCUACCAAGCGUAACAACGCAAUAGAAUUACUAGGAAUGGACGCUUAGGGGAGGGAAGGAGG
This is a messenger RNA of Actinia tenebrosa (Australian red waratah sea anemone), 1052 nucleotides long. RefSeq lists its product as uncharacterized. Lineage: Eukaryota; Metazoa; Cnidaria; Anthozoa; Actiniaria; Actiniidae. The record is from RefSeq and is a predicted model, not a curated record.